Messenger RNA from Procambarus clarkii (red swamp crayfish), 15101 nucleotides. NCBI's taxonomy places the organism in Eukaryota, Metazoa, Arthropoda, Malacostraca, Decapoda, Cambaridae. The record is from RefSeq and is a predicted model, not a curated record.
UUCUACGCCAAGUGUGGGUGACGACGGCGGGAUAAUAACUCUUGAAGGGCCUUGCGGUGGAAUAAAAUGUGUUAGUGUGUAUGUGAAGUGUUGAGCGGCGAGUGUGGAAGGAGUUUGUGGGUGUUAUGAAGAGUUUGUGAUCGGGAGCGAGGAGAGUAACACCUAUCAUAGCAGUGAGGCUCCACCACUACCCGGGAAUAAGCGUGUUUUAUUACCUCUGAGGCCGAAAUGGACGCACUUGGUUUAUUCGCAACUUUUUGGAUGAUCUCAAGAGGGCUUAAAGUGAAUCGCUUCAAAUUUGGAGGCGGCGCUUCUGCUGCUUUGCGCCUCGCUCUUCGUGCUGACGACAUUAUUCGGAUCUUCCACACGUUUCGGGGGUGACUGUGCCUCCAGCGUGUAGUGCACAAUGAGAUACGACGACAGAAUGAGUGUUUGCUACUAUUUAUAAAUUAAUUUAUUAAUAAUGGAUAACCUGUCUGGGCUGUUUGGAGAUGGAGAUCUAAGCGACCUAGACCUGGGGGGCGAGUCUUUUGGCGGCCCCCCAGGCCCGACACCUGUCUCUGUCUCAGAGAUGGACCUCAAUAGCUUCUCACAACCAUCUUAUACAAGUAUUGGUUCUGGGGCUGGGGGGCCGCCACCACAGGGACCAGGUCAGAAAAUAAACAUGGGUGGCGGACCCCCUUCCUCAGCACAGUCGAUGUACCCGGGCCCUGGAGCUGGUGGAGGGUACCAGUAUGCAGUUGCUCCAGGCCAGCAGUCUCCUAUGAACCAAUACCAAGGGGGUCAGUACCCUUCGUCAUACCCUUCACCCAGCCAAGAAAUGUAUGCCCAAAGACCUGCACAGCCAAACCAGAGUGUCCCCACAUGGAGUAACCAGCCAGAUCCCUAUAAUCAGCACUACCAGCAACAUCCAAAUUAUUCACAAACAGGUAUGCCACCAUAUCAGAAUCAAGGUAUGACCAAUAGCAGUAUUGGAGGCUCUAUGCAACAAAACAUUCCACAAAAUUACCAGGGUAUGGCUCCCCAAAGUAUGGGUCAGGGAUAUCCUCCUGGUUCUCAGGGCAUAGUUUUUCAGAGUGCACCAAGACCUUCUUAUCCUGGGUAUGAUCCCCAGAGACCGAUGGCUUCCAACUCCCCCAACAUUAGUCCCUAUCCUGGGGCCUCCCCUGCACCUGGCCAGCCUCAGCAAUAUGCCAUGAGACAGCCAUAUCAGACAGGACAGUAUCCUCAGGGCCAAGUUCCUAUUGGGGGGCAGCAGCAGCAGCCGCACCCUGGCCAACCCAUAAUGGGUGGUCCACGACCUCAGGGUGAUAUGAACCAAUACCCUGGCUCUCAGGUACCAAAUGGCACUCCAGGUUAUAGAACGCCAUUUUCCCAGGCUUCGCCACAAAUGUCACCGCAUCCACAGCAAUCUCCACGGCCUCAGAUGUCUCCAAUGCCUCGUAGUAUGUCGCCACAUCCUCGUCCAAAUUCCAACCUAGGUAUGACGACUCCUGUAUCUUCGCCAGCUUCAAUGCCCCCGACAUCUAGUGUAUCACCAGUUCCUGCCUUAGGUAGUGGGCCGGGAUCCAGCUUGCAGCAGUUGGAGAAUAUGGUGAAGCCAUCUGUUGUUGCUGGUAGAAACACACCCACCAGCCAACGCUGUACCACUCCUACCCAGCCUAUGCAGUCACCGGGACAUUAUGCUGGAUCAUCAGGAGUGCCUAGUCCAAUGGGUACCAGAGCUCCUAUGUCUCCAAGUAUGGGUAGUAGACCUCCAAUGGGCACUCCUAUGAGCCCAGGUCUGGUUCCAGGUUCUACUAGGCCACCAAUGUCUCCAGGGUUAGUGCCUGGCUCUACCAGGCCUCCAAUGUCUCCUGGUUUAGGACCUGGAUCUGUUCGACCUCCCAUGUCACCAGGGAUAGGGAGUGCACGACCUCCUGUGUCCCCACAGCAAUGGCAACAGGCGAGGCCUAUGACCCAACAAAGUUAUGUACAAGCAGGCAGCUACAUGCAAGGCAACUUGACAGGACAAAGGCCUUCUCAUCCUAUAAGCCAACUCGAGUCUACUAUAUCAUCACAAGGACAAGAUUGUGUGUUGCCUGAUAGUAUUUCUAAUGUUAGUGAAGGUAAUUUGAUUCCUAGCACUAGUACAUCAAGUGUGUGUGUAUCUCAAAGUAAUGGACCAGUGUCAACUCAGUGUGUUAAUAGCAAUAUAGUGAAUAGUGCGGUAAUUAGUAUAUCAAACAGUGAAUCUAUUAGUGAAUGUGUUCAGGUGCAGGCAUCUUCUGGGUCUCCCACUACAUUGACUACAUCAACACUUAAUGGGCCCACACAAACAAUUUCAGUCACACAGCAUCAACAGUCCUCAGCACCCACCAACGUGCCUAUAACUUCCAGUGCCCCAGGAAGUGUGCCAACAAGUGCCAUGUCUCAAAAUGGCAUGAUGUCAAGUACAGUGAAUAGUAAUGGCAUGUCCCCAAAUCCAAGGACGCCUAACAGUAUGGCUUCAAACAGUCUAUCCAGUGUUUCUGGGCCAGUGGGGUUGGCUCCACAUGGUCCCCAAGGCCAGGGCAUGAUCAGGUUUUCUGGUCCUCAUGGGCCUCGGGGCCCAUAUCUUCAGCAACCCAUGAGUCAAGCAGGAUACAGGAUGAUGGGGCCAGGAACCUAUGGCCCUCAGGGACAAGUGUCACAGAGUCAGAUGACACAUGUUGGUCCUGGCCAGAUGACCUCAAGUGUUUCUGUCCAAGUAUCAUCAGGUCCUGGGCAGAUGCCACUGGUUCAGGUCAUGUCAGGUAGUCCUACCCAAAUGCAUACUACCAGUCCCACUCAGAUGCAGCCAGGGGGUCCCACUCAGAUGCAGCCAGGGGGUCCCACUCAGAUGCAGACAGGGGGUCCCACUCAGAUGCAGCCUGGGGGUCCCACUCAGAUGCAGCCUGGGGGUCCCACUCAGAUGCAGACAGGGGGUCCCACUCAGAUGCAGACAGGGGGUCCCACUCAGAUGCAGACAGGGGGUCCCACUCAGAUGCAGUCUGGGGGUCCCACUCAGAUGCAGUCUGGGGGUCCCACUCAGAUGCAGUCUGGGGGUCCCACUCAGAUGCAGCCUGGGGGUCCCACUCAGAUGCAGCCUGGGGGUCCCACUCAGAUGCAGCCUGGGGGUCCCACUCAGAUGCAGCCUGGGGGUCCCACUCAGAUGCAGCCUGGGGGUCCCACUCAGAUGCAGCCUGGGGGUCCCACUCAGAUGCAGCCUGGGGGUCCCACUCAGAUGCAGCCUGGGGGUCCCACUCAGAUGCAGCCUGGGGGUCCCACUCAGAUGCAGCCUGGGGGUCCCACUCAGAUGCAGCCUGGGGGUCCCACUCAGAUGCAGCCUGGGGGUCCCACUCAGAUGCAGCUGGGGUGUCCCACUCAGACGCAGUCAAGCAGUUCCAGCCAGAUGCAGCCUGGGGGUCCCAUCCAGAUGCAGUCGGGGGGUCCCGUCCAGAUGCAGUCGGGGGGUCCCACCCAGAUGCAGUUAGGAGGUCCCACACAGAUGCAGCCGGGGGGUCCCACUCAGAUGCAACCUGGCGGGCCAACUCGGAUGCAGGCGAGCUGUCCCACCCAGAUUCAGCAAGGGGGUCCCACCCAGAUUCAGCAGGGGGGUCCCACCCAGAUGCAGCCGGGGGCUCCCACCCAGAUGCAGCCGGGGGCUCCCACCCAGAUGCAGCCGGGGGGUCCCUCCCAGAUGCAGCCGGGGGGUCCCUCCCAGAUGCAGCCGGGGGGUCCCUCCCAGAUGCAGCCGGGAGGUCCCUCCCAGAUGCAGCCGGGGGGUCCCACCCAGAUGCAGCCGGGGGGUCCCACCCAGAUGCAGCCGGGGGGUCCCACCCAGAUGCAGCCGGGGGGUCCCGCCCAGAUGCAGCCUGGGGGGCUAACACGAAUGCAGCCAGGGGGUCCCACCCAGAUGCUGCCGAGUGGCGCGCACCCUGGUGUUUCUGGUCAGAUGCAGCAUGGGGGACAGAUGCAACAAUGUGGUCCUGGCCAGUUGCAACAUGGCCCCAACCAAAUGCAACAUGGUGGUCCUGCCCAAAUGGUGCAUAAUGGUUCUGGUCAAAUGUCGCAUAUUGUUCCCAGUCAAAUGCAACACAGUAGUCCAAAUCAAAUGCAAACAGUUGGGCAGUUGACUCCGAGGACACCGGGCCAAAUGGCUUCCAGGCCUACUGGCCCUCCUGGACCUGCAAGCCAGGUGACUGUUGGAUCCGGUGGACAAAUGGCUACGUGUCCCUUGGGUCAGAGGCCCACAUGUACACCUGGAAAAGUCCUUUCUGGGGCCAGUGGUCCAAUAGCCCCUGUCCCAAGGGGCUCUGUGAGGCAAAUGGGACCUGUGAUGCGAACUCAAACUCCCAUGGGUCCUGGAAUGACCACUGGCCCCAUGGGAAUGACACAAGGUUCUGUAGGAGGGCCUGGCAUGGCUCCACAAGCUCCUCAUACUAUGCAACCUCAGAUGAACCUCACCUAUGAAACCCAACAAUGUCAACAACAACUGCAGCAACUCUACAAAAUGCCUCAAAACGUCCAGACUCAGCAAAAGAUUCAAGAGAUGCAGCAGCGGAUAAGCCAGCUACAGCAGCAGGCUCAGCUGCCCCAGCAGCAAUUCAUGCAGCACACCCACCAGGGAAUAAUCAAUCAGACGGCCCCAGCACAACCGCAGAUGGAAGAUGCUGGCUCCAACAAGACCAUCAAGAGCAAAAAGCGUGCAACCAAAAGCAAAACCCCAAAACCCCCCAAACCUCCCAAGGAACCAAAGUUUAAGAAGGAGGUGAAAGCCAAGAAAGAUACGAAGAUAAAGGAGCCUAAAGAACUCAAGGUCAAGCGGCCCAGUGCCCCACCAAGAAGAACACGUGUAAGGAAAAUUGUAAUGGGCUUGGCUCGUGAGGUGAACACUCUACCUGUGGAUACUGGCACUGGUGCUCCUCCAGCUGCUCUGAUGGACCCGGCUGUUGCACCUCCAGGAACUCCUCUGGAUCCAACCAAGGUUAAUCCAGCAACUGGUUUGCCUAUUGUUGCUUCUGGUAUUCCCACCAUUCCUAUUACCAUUACUAAUGCUAAGAACAAGGUUGAGAAAAAACCUAAAGUGAAGAGUGCAACUCCAGCCAAAAAGAAACCUUCUGCCAAAUUGACACUAAACUUCAAGCGCAAGAGGAAAAGGCGAGGGUCAGAGUCGGAUUUUUCAGACAUGGAACCCAAUGCAGUAUCUGCUGCCCAGAAAGAGGAAGAUGAAGCCAACAAGAGAAGAUCGGGACGCAACACUUUACGGAAGAAAUACGUAGACGAGCUGGAUUUAAACUUGUCGGACGAUGACAACUUGCUAAUAAAAAACCCUUCAAACAACACGGGGGUUGGAGGGAGUGGGAGCGGGGACCCUCAGAGUGCUGCUGAUCUUGCAGCUGCUUACACUGGCAACAACCACCCUGAAGAAGAAGGCAACUUGGUUAAACCAAAUUUUGUUUAUGUGGAUCCAAACAGUGAGGACACAAUGGUGGUGCAGAGCAUCUUGGGCAUAAGGACAGGACAGAGAGAGGUUGAGAGCGACACAGAAGAUGACCCGGAGGAAAAAGGGAAAGAAGGUGAAGAAGGUAAAGAGAAGAAGAAAGGAACUGUCAAAAAGAUAGAUGUGGAAGAAUUUUUCGUCAAGUAUCGCUCAUUUUCAUACCUCCACUGUGAAUGGCGAACAGAGGAGGAACUCUUCAAAGGGGACAAAAGAAUAAAUGGAAAAAUUAAGCGCUACAAGCAGAAGAGAGCUACGAGUCAUAAUGUGAUGGAAUUUUUGGAAGAAGAACUGUUUAAUCCAGACUACACUGAGGUGGACCGCAUUCUGGACAUGACGGAAACAACAGAUCCCACCACCGGCAAAGAAAUCAAACACUACCUGGUCAAGUGGAAGGCUCUUUCUUAUGAGGAAUCUACUUGGGAGAUGGAAGACGAUGUUGACGUACUCAAGCCAUGCUGUGAUAUCAAGAAGUGUCAACGCUGGGUACAAGUCUGCAAAGGGGAAGGGUUUUCAGCAGAUGUAGUCAAGGAGGACACUUGUGUCUGUUCUCUACACUCCAUCGAUGAGAAAGGACCAAAUGUUGAUGGUCCUAAUCCAGUCCCGGCCACAGCUACACAUUCAUCACAGAUUGAUGCCUACCUCACAUACAAAGAUCAUCCCCCUAAAUCUGAGUGGAGACCCAAAAAACGGCCAAAGCCCAGUGAGUGGAAGAAGCUGGAUGUGACUCCGCAGUACAAGAACAACAACACUCUCCGCGAGUAUCAGCUGGAAGGACUCAACUGGUUAAGCUUCUCUUAUUAUAAUUCACGAAACUGCAUCCUUGCCGACGAGAUGGGGUUAGGAAAGACCAUCCAAUCGCUGACCUUCGUGGAUGCUUGUUAUAAAUAUGGCAUCCGUGGACCGUACCUGAUCAUCGCACCUCUUUCCACUAUCCCCAACUGGCAGCGAGAGUUUGAGAGCUGGACAGACCUCAAUAUCAUCGUUUACCAUGGAUCACAAGGAAGCCGUAACAUGAUUCUUGAAUACGAGAUGUAUUAUAAAGAUGACAAGGGCCAACGUAUUCCCAACGUAUACAAAUUCAACGUUCUUAUCACCACUUUUGAGGUGAUUAUAUCCGAUUGCCUUGAGCUGAAGGAGAUCCACUGGCGAUGCUGCAUCAUCGAUGAGGCGCACAGACUGAAAAAUAGGAACUGCAAGCUCCUGGAAGGCCUGCGUUUGAUGUUCCUGGAACACAGAGUGUUACUUUCUGGAACUCCUCUACAAAAUAAUGUGACGGAGCUCUUCUCCCUUCUCAACUUUCUGGAACCCACACAGUUCUCUUCUCAAGAGUCUUUCCUGCAGGAGUUUGGAAAUUUACAAACGGAAGAUCAGGUUAAUAAGUUGCAGGCUCUCCUGAAGCCAAUGAUGCUACGAAGAAUGAAGGAGGACGUAGAGAAGAGCCUGGCACCCAAGGAGGAAACUAUAAUUGAGGUUGAAUUGACAAAUAUUCAGAAAAAAUAUUACAGAGCCAUUUUGGAACGAAAUUUUGACUUUCUAGUUAAGGGUGCAACCUAUGCAAAUGUGCCAAGCUUAAUGAACACCAUGAUGGAACUGCGGAAGUGUUGCCUGCACCCAUACCUGCUGAAUGGUGCCGAGGAUGCCAUUCAGCAGGACUAUCGCGACUCCAGCCCAGCCAACACUUCCGAUCCAGACACAUACUACAAUGCUCUUAUUCAAUCGUCGGGGAAGAUGGUGUUGGUGGACAAGCUCUUGCCUAAGCUAAAAGACAAUGGUCAUAGAGUACUUAUAUUUUCACAGAUGGUAAAGCUCUUGGACAUCCUGGAAGACUACCUCAUAUUUAGAAAGUACCCUUAUGAAAGGUUGGAUGGACGGAUUCGUGGUAACAUGCGGCAGGCGGCCAUCGAUCGCUUCUGCAAGCCAGACUCUGAUCGCUUUGUUUUCCUGUUGUGCACUAAAGCUGGUGGCUUGGGCAUCAACCUGACAGCAGCAGAUACAGUUAUAAUUUACGACAGUGACUGGAACCCUCAGAAUGACCUGCAGGCUCAGGCUCGCUGUCACCGUAUUGGCCAGUCGAAGAGUGUCAAAAUUUAUCGCCUCGUCUGCAGAAACACAUAUGAAAGAGAAAUGUUUGACAAAGCAUCAAAGAAGCUGGGUCUGGACAAAGCAGUAUUACAAUCAAUGAACAGUGACCAAAGUAAGAAUGGUGCAGCAGGAGGAAACUCCUUGGGGCUUUCAAAGGCUGACAUCGAGGAAUUAUUAAAGAAAGGUGCAUAUGGAGCACUGAUGGAUGAGGAUGGCGAUGCAGAAGACUUCUGCGAAGAAGACAUCAAUCAGAUAUUAUCUCGAAGAACAACAGUUAUUCAGCACGAAAGUGAAAAAGGUUCUUCAUUUUCUAAAGCUUCGUUCUCUGCAUCAAACAACCGAUCCGAUAUAGAAAUAGAUGAUCCUGACUUUUGGAAAAAAUGGGCAAAACGAGCAGAAAUUGACACAGAAGUUGCAGACAAACUUCGCAAGAAGACGUUAAUAGUUGAAGAACCACGGAGAAGAUCACAGAUACGUAGAUAUGGCCACGAUGAGUCGGUUUUGGACUGUAGUGACCUAGAAUCCUCGGCAAGUGACUCGGGCCAAGAGAGGGAUUUAGAACCAGAAAUGAUCCCGGAAACGAAUAGCAGGUCUCGGGGACGAGGCCGAGGUAGGGGUCGUAACAGAGGAAGGGGAGGGAGAGGCGGUCGCAAUACGAGGGCAUCUCGAUGGGUAGUGGAGGAAGAACAACUCGAUCCAGAGAAUGUUAGAUAUGGUCAAUGGUUACGUUCAGAGUGCUUCAAGGUGGAAAAGGGCUUAUUAAUGUAUGGGUGGGGUCGUUGGAAAGAGAUCCUUGCCCAUGGAGAUUUCCGUCCAGCUUGGAAAGAAGUAGAUGUUCAGGACUGUGCACGCAUGAUACUUCUCUUCUGCAUCCGUUAUUAUCGAGGGGAUGACAAAAUUAAGGGCUUCAUAUUUGAUUUGAUUGCCCCCACAUCUGACGGGAAGACUCGCAUCCACCACAACCAUAUCGGCCUUUCUGCUCCAGUGCCUCGCGGAAGGAAGGGUAAAAAAAAAAUAAGGGAAGCCAAGCUGGUUGCCUCCCACAUGGAAGGUGCUGACUGGGCAAAAGAAGAGAAGUAUGAUACAGAUGUUUACCUGGAUCAGGGCUACUCGAGACACCUUACACGGCACUCAAACAAGGUGCUUUUGAGAGUGCGACUUCUCUUUUACAUCAAACAAGAGAUCAUUGGUGAUCAUUAUCUGCAGAUUGAUGAAGGCUGUAAAUCAUCAGACCUGAACAUCACCCCUCCCACAACAGAGUUGCCUCCCAAACCCUGGUGGGACGUGGAGGCUGAUCGCUCCCUCUUGGUGGGUGUAUAUAAGCAUGGCUAUGAACGAUACAACGUGAUGAGGAAUGACCCCGCUCUCUGCUUUCUUGGACGUUGUGGACCACCAGACAAGGCUGCUCUUAUGGCCGAGAUGAACACCAUCAUAAAUGAAGAUGACAUGGAGAAGGAGGAUAAAGAGGAUGAGAAGGAUGAUGAGGACUCUAACCAGACUCCUCUGCCAUCUAGUCCGGCUGUGUCCACCUCCACCUCCAAAUCUGAUGAUGAUAAAUGUGAAGAAAAAGAUGACAAGUCAAUAUCAGACAAGAAACUUGUACAUUUUCCAUCGACGUCUGAUAUUAAUGGCCGACUCCGAAGACUGGUGACAUCUUACCAGCGUAAUAACAGGAAGAAUGACUUAAGACAUGAAGCCAAAGUUAGGGGUUAUGAUCAUUAUCUAGCAGACAAACUAAUGAGGCGGGAGCGUAUGGCUGAGUACAUUCGAGAACGUGAGUUGCGCAAGACUGAUUAUAAUCAACGGCGCUGGUCCAACAGGGAGCAGGCAGAGUUUUAUCGCACCAUAUCCACCUUUGGUGUCGAGUACAUUAGAAAGGAGAAAAGAUAUGAUUGGUCCAAGUUUCGCACGUUGUCAAGACUAGAAAAAAAAUAUGAUGAAACGCUCACAGAAUACUUCCGGGCUUUCAUGGCCAUGUGCAAGAGGCAGUGUGGUAUCCGUUUAUCUGAGGAAGAAAAUGAAAAAAUGAUGGAGAUCGGAGUGGAUCGACUUCCAGAAGAAAGAGCACGUAGAGUUUUGGAACGAGUGGACCUGCUGAACCGUCUUCGCAAUGAUAUAAUACCUAACUCUAACCUGAAGAAUGCCUUAGAGUUAGCCUUACCAUCCAAAGAUAUGCCGGACUGGUGGAUACCUGGCAAACAUGACCACGAUCUGUUGAAAGGUGUUGGCAGGCAUGGAUUGGGUCGUACAGAUUAUUACAUUCUUUACGAUCCUGAGCUCAACUUCCGAGAGAUAAUUCGCCGCCACACUGCUGGAGAACCACUCAUCACUGAGGAAGAGAAGUUGGCACUUCAAAAGAAAUAUUACGAGAAGGAUAAAAUUGUUAAGGAAAUUGAUCAAAAGGAAAAUGAUCGUAAGAAAAUUGAUCAUAAGAAAAUUGUAGAUAAAAAAGUGGAAGAAGAAAAAAUAAGAGAGAGAGACUCAAAAGAUGAGGAGGAAGAAGAAAGGCUGGAGCAAGAGGAGGAGGAAGAUGCAGACUUGGAGAUGAAGGAUAACGAAGGCGCUGGUAAAGUCACCAACGAAAAUGAAGAUGAUAAGAAUGAGAAAGCUGAAGAGGAUAAACUGGAGGAGACAAUGGAAGCAGAAGAUAGUGAAGUGCAGGAGGAUAAAAAGUUAAUUGAAAAGUUGAAGGUGGAAGAGGGUUUUAGUAUAGAUGAUACCAAAGAUUCUGUCACAGCAGUAAAAAAAGAAGUGAAGGUUGAAGUUAAAACUGAAAUAGAAGAGAAGGUUAAGAUAGAAGGUGAUGAUGAGCUUAAAAUUGAAGAGAAGUGUGAUGAGGUGUUAAGUGAGCAGAUGCCAUGUGACGAGGUGAAUAAUAGUGAUGACCUGGACAAGAGUGAAGAUGAAAAAGAGGCAAAUACGGAGGACACGGUGAUAGGAGAUGAGGAUGAGGAGGAAGAGGAGGAGGAGGAGGAGGAAGAAGAGGAGGAAGAGGAGGACGAGGAAGAGGAGGAGAAGGAGAAGGAAGUGGAGUUGAAACAUAUCAUUCAGGAGGUGAAAGAAGAAAUAAAAAUGGAAACUGCAGAAACUGCCAUUAAUGUUAAAGAAGAAGUGAAUGUUGAGGUUACUGAGGAAGAUAGCAGCAAAGAUAACAAGUCUGAAGACAAGGAAAGUAUUGAGCUUACCAAAGAUGAUAAAGAUGAACUUUUUGAAAAUAAAUGCAAGAAAGAGUUAGAAGAUACAUGUAAAGAUAAAAAAGAAGAAUGCAAAAGUAAAAAUUCAGAGAAAUUGGAAGAUAAAAAUAAAAGUAAUGGUGAAAAGGACGAAAAGUGUGGGUCGGCUCUGCUGAGUCUGCAGCAGAUGGAUGAAGCCAUGGCAAAGUGUGGCAGUAGUUUGACCUAUGAUAACCUGGUUUCCAAUGAGCCAACUGUUGCACAGCUGCUUGCUCAGUCAGCUGCAAAUCCUAUUAAGUGGCCAAAGGACCGAAUGCUGCAGUCUCGAAUUGAACAUCUCAUGUAUGCUGUGGAGCAUAAAAAGUGGCCAGUUGGCAUAGAUUACCAAAGUAGUGAACAAGAAAGUAAAUCCAGUGCCCUCCCUCAAGCCACCAGCAGUGCCUCAUCACCCCACACAUCAAACUCAUCCGACCCUUUGGACUCUGAGCGCAGGAAACGGCGCCAGCUGGAGGCAGCAGAGGCAGAGCGACAGCGCAUACAGGCUUUGUUGCAUCCUAAUCUUCAGCACACGUUAGGACUGAAUAAGAGUUCCUCCAGUGCUGCUGCUGCUGCCGCCGCUGCUGCCGCCUUGGGUCUUUCACAGAGCUUUACUAGUGCCAGUCUUAGAUCACUCAUGGAACAAUCAGAUGAAAGGAGUAAAAAGGCCCAGCAACAGCUGGCAGCAGAUUCACAUGCAUUGCGGCAGCUUCAAGCUCUGCAAGGAACUUUAGACUUGACUAUCAAACCUGUUAAUCCCAGUCAUAAUGCCAUGGAUAUGGCUGCUAGUCUCUUGUCUCGUCGGGGCCCGGGCCGGCCCAGGCUGGAUGAUCCAGUGAGAACAAUGGAGAAGAGACGUCUCAGUGAAUCCCCCUUAGAUUCUAGAACUCAGGAAAAGAAACGCAGAAAGCUUGAUGAGAUAGUAUUAGGGCUUACAUCUAAGGGUAAGAGUCCUGAAAACUCUGCUUCAUCUUCUAAGGACACCAGUCCACUGUCUCUUCUUCGUGGCUCGUCUGUAACGUUGUUAAGUUCUCGUGACAAAAGUCAGGUAACCAACACUGUGACAACACCUAAACUGUCUUCUAGUAUUAGUAUCACACCCACCAUAUCUAAGCGAUCUGGGGACUCCAGAGUGGAAGACGGCGGAGGAACGUCAAGUAAGAAUACAACUACCUCCAGUGAUAAAGAAAGCAAACCUGGGUUAGUGAAACAAUCGGACUUGCCCCCAGGCGUAACGUUACCGCCUGGAAUUGAGCUUUACCGUCCAACUGAUGCUAAAGUGGAUAAGUGGUUGGAACAACACCAAGGUCUCUUGGCAGAUUCCUCAAGACCUUCUAAGGACCUGAAGAGACGAAAGAUUGAUUUUACUUCAAUGGACUGGAGUCAGUUUUCUGGUGAUGAACACAUCAGUGUUGUCAACACUACCACUGGGCAGAGGAUAAGUGGACAAGAAGCACCUAGGCUCAAGUACCUUGCCCAGUGGCUUAUGGAGCAUCCUAACUAUGAUGUUGAUCCUCAGUGGGCCGAUAUUGUGAAGGAUCGUAGCAGUAGUGCGGGUUUUCUCUCUGAUCUUCACAAGAAAUUAGUGAAUGCAGAAAAGAAGCACAGUGUCAGUCGUGCCUCCCUCAUGUCUUCAGUGUCAAGUUAUCUCCAUGGCAGUACACCUUCUAGCAGCACCACUACAUCCCCUCAGUCCCUGGCCUCUGGCUCUAACACCACUACCACAUCUACCUCGGCUGCUGGAGGAAGCACUUGCGCUUUUCCCCUUUCGUACCAUUCCUCCAAAGGCUUACCGUUUGAUACCAAGAGUUUCCUUCAGGGGCUGGAUCACAAGAGCCCUCUUACUACUGCAGCUCUUGCUGGAUUGGAUCCAAAACUCUUGGGAUUUGAUCCUAAACUGCUAGGAAGCCUCGAUCCAAAAGCUCUUGGUCUAGACCCAAAGCUGCUACCUCCGUUAGAUCCAAAAUUAUUAGCAGCUAUGGGCCUAGACCUUAAAAUUUUGGGGCUAGACACGAAGCAUCAUGAAACAAAACAUCAUGAAAAAGAGAGCAAAGCAUCAUCUUCACGAAGCUCGGACUCUAAGUCCUCAUUGUUUAACAUUGAUCCAAAAUUACUAGGUUUUGACCCUAAAUUGCUAGCAGGAUUAGAUCACAAAACUUUAGCUUCACUUGAUCCUAAGUUACUUGCGAGCCUGAGUGGAUUAGAUCCUAAAGCAUUAUCAGGUCUUGACUCUAAAGGUCUAUCUGGACUUGAUCCUAAAGUCUUGGGUAUUGAUCCAAAAUUGUUAGCAGGCCUUGACCCCAAGCUUUUAGGUGGCUUAGACCCCAAAUUAUUAGGAGGCUUGGAUCCUAAGUUGUUAGGUGGUCUAGAUCCUAAAUUAUUUGGUGGGUUAGAUCCCAAGUUAUUAGGUUUAGACCCAAAAUCAUUAGGUGGUAUAGAUCCCAAAUUAUUAGGUGGUAUUGAUCCUAAACUACUGGCAGGUUUAGAUCCUAAAUUAUUAGGAGGACUCGAUCCAAAAAUGAUGUGCCUAGAUCCAAAGAUGCUUGGUUUAGACCCCAAAAUGUUUGGUGGUAUUGACCCCAAAUUAUUGGGAGGCUUGGAUCCGAAGCUCCUAGGAGGAUUAGAUCCCAAGGCUCUUGGUGGUCUUGAUGCCAAGCUGUUGGCAAGUAUGGGUAUGGACCCAAGCAUGAUGAUGAUGGCAGGCUUUGGUGGUUUACCAGGUAUGGCUGGAUUAGGAAUGGCAAAUCCUCUGUUAGGUGGAUUGGCUGGAUUUGGUAUUCCAGGCUUAGCAAAUCUGAAUGAUUUCCCAUCAACCUCCAAGAAUAAAGACCAUAGAAAUGCAGCCAGUUCAGCAGCUAAUUUGUCGUUCCCAGGAAUGUUUCCUGGUGCAAGCACAGCUGGGCUGAUGUACCCACCUCUUGGCCUGGGUGGUUUAAGUUCCUUCCAGUUACCCUCCAUAUCUUCAGCUGCAUCUACUGCUCUCCUUAAUGGUCUACCUGCAAGCAUAAUGUCCAUGGCAGGGACCUCACGUCACAUGAAUCAGGCUUCUACAACCAUCAGCAGCAGUAGCAAGUGGAAACAAGAUCAACGUAGAACUCGAGAGUCGAGGGAAGAGCACCGCAGCAGGAUGGAGAGAUUGGAUCCUACAGAUGAGAUUGAACGAGGUCUGAAUGUACGCAAAGAAAAAUUGAAGGAGCAGUCUGGGCUCUCAAAAGAGGAGCGUUAUCUAUUAAAACAAAUGAAAGCAGAACGGUUAGCGCGAGAGAUAGAAGCUCGGGGAAGUCAUGAUCCGUAUGCGGCUCAUUUAGAUUUGUCGUUACACUGGAGUCAAGAGAGUCAUCGUAGUGAGAGGACACAAGAUGCCCCAGAAAACUUAAGUCGUGAAUCUGAACCUGCCAAACAUGUACAAGGAGCAGAUGCUCAAAAUUUGAGCACAAAAGAUAUUGAAAAUGGUGAAAGAAGUGGCACAAACUCUGAUGUUGAGGAAGAGGACGAAAAGUCUUAGUGCAGUGGUGUUGUCCUACAAGUUAUGUUCGUAAUCACUAAUUUAACCAACCUUGAAAGUAUCGAUUAUAUACUUUUAGUGUAAACUCGAGACGAUAUUUUAGUUAAAGUGAACGAAAGUGAAUUCCAUGUAUGCAAUUUGUAUGAGUGAAAUAAUACCACAAACCCCCACCUCCAGUUUUCCAUACUACUGCUCUUCAUAUAUCCACACAUCAAAUAUUCACUUUGACAUUUAACUGUGAUACUGACCUCAUUAUUUAUUCCAUAUUUUGUGCGAAAAUAAUAUAUCAGCUGUCUGACGGGAACACAUUUUCCAUGUACUCUAUUGUAAUCUUUAAAAGGCAAAGUUUAAAGAAGUGUGAAAGUAUAUUAUCUUUUCCAUUAAUAGUGUAUGCAAGUUGAUACAGUGAAAACUGCUUAAUUGCAAAGGCGAGAAUCCUUUUUGUUGCCUGGUAUCGACGAUUACAAACAUUAGUGAUGUAUUAAUUUGGAUCUGACUGUUCCAAGCUGUUGCGAGAGGAAAGUCCUCUGUUUCUGGUGUAUCUGGUCAGGCAUGUGUAAACAUUCUAGAAGCUGCUUUAUAUUGUAUAAUUGCAAUUUCACACAUUGAACCUCUCAAAAGUGCUUUAGGAGUCAAGUACAAGAGUGUAGAGAUCUUUCCUUUGAUAAAAGUGUUAGAUCUUAAACCGGAAACCCAUGUCUGUGUAUAUAUUAUUAUUAAGAAUGAAUAUAAUUGUAAGCAAACUUUUGUAAAAGCUAAAUGUAAACUGAAGUUCACUAAUAUUAAAGGGAACUUGGUGAGA